This is a messenger RNA of Photinus pyralis (common eastern firefly), 1255 nucleotides long. It is a transcript of the gene Tpc1, whose product is annotated as mitochondrial thiamine pyrophosphate carrier. Gene Ontology annotation, biological process: thiamine pyrophosphate transmembrane transport. Gene Ontology annotation, molecular function: thiamine transmembrane transporter activity. The record is from RefSeq and is a predicted model, not a curated record. Lineage: Eukaryota; Metazoa; Arthropoda; Insecta; Coleoptera; Lampyridae. The coding region runs from base 224 to 1147 and encodes 307 amino acids. The transcript has 2 exons. Gene Ontology annotation, cellular component: mitochondrial inner membrane.
UUGAACUACUAUCAUCGCACAUUGCAACUACUUACUUCUGUCAAUGGCGAAUUGUUUACUUAUUACAUAAAUUCGAAUAAAUCCAAAUUUGGCCCAUGAUAUUCCAUAAAUUACAAAUUACUUGUGUAAAACAAUUAAGGGAAUCCAUUAAAGGCUAUCAGUUACCAUCCUUCUGCAGUAUAAAAUUACAGAAAUGUACAGAAUGUUGUGAAAUGAGGGUAAUAUGGGAAAGAAACUGCGCCAUUACGAUUUAAUAAUAGCCGGCGCCACUUCAGGAUUCCUAACUCGCGCUACGUGUCAGCCGUUGGAUGUCAUCAAAAUUCGGUUUCAACUGCAAGUCGAGCCAAUUUCGUACAGGAGGACAUCAAAGUAUCACUCAAUUUUGCAAGCCACCUCCCUAAUAGCGAAAGAGGAAGGUCUGAAGGCAUUAUGGAAGGGGCACGUUCCGGCCCAGUUGUUAUCGAUCACCUACGGGAUGGUACAGUUUUGGUGCUUUGAUACUUUAAUGAAUCAAUCGAAAUUGCUUCCGUUAGACACUAGGUAUAAGCCUAUAGUGACUUUCCUCUGUGGUUCGAUUGCAGGAUGUAGCGCUACACUUGCAUCAUUUCCUUUUGAUGUUGUUCGGACACGAUUAGUAGCCCAAGGGGAAAAGAAAAGGUUGUAUUCUGGAGUAAUUGACGCUUUUAGAUACAUUUUAAAAAAUGAAAGUAUUUUGGUAUUGUACAGAGGUAUUUUACCGACUUUUAUUCAAGUAGCACCGCAUGCUGGUGCGCAAUUUCUCAGUUAUAGGGUUUUCGAUAAUAUGUAUCGUGCAUUUUUCAAUAUCGCUCAGAAUACCUAUACACUUCCAGGUAAUUUGGUAGCGGGGAGUUUAGCCGGGUUGGUUGCAAAAACUCUUAUAUAUCCAUUUGAUUUAGUAAAAAAAAGAAUGCAAAUUCAAGGGGUACAUGAGCAUCGUAAGGAGUUCGGUGCUGUGUUUUCUUGUAGAGGAAUGAUCGACUGUUGUAGGAAAAUAUUAAGAACAGAAGGACCUUUUGCUCUUUUUAAAGGUUUAUAUCCUAGUCUUUGGAAGGCGGUGUUUACAACUGCAAUGCACUUUGCCACCUAUGAAGGUACAUGUAAGAUAAUCUCAGAUUUUCGUACUUAAUUUCCAGUCAUUAUAGUCAAUGUUAAGUUUAUUUAUUGUUAAUUUAAAAGUUACUGUAUUGAAUUAUCCUGAGAUGUUCUAGAUAAGACUGCCAUAUAUUUUUGUUGU